AUGUCGGGCUCGGAGGAGGAGGAGGAGUAUUCCUCGUCCGAGGAUGAAGACUACGUCCCUUCAGGUGCGGAGUACAGCGAGGACGACGUGAGCGAGCUGGUGCAAGAAGAGCCGGUGGAGAGCCCGCGGCCACCCCGCCGCAAGAGGAGUCCCCGCCGCCCCGGCAGCAGAAAGAGGAAGAAAGGAGGCCUCUUGCUAGAGCCAGAUGAGAAAGAGGAAGAAAAGGCCCAGCAGAACGAAGAGGAGGAGAAGGGAGAGGAAGAGGAGGAAGUGGAUAACGUAGAGCAGGUGGAAAGAAACAGAGAGGAAGAAGAGAAAAAGAAAGAGGAUGCUCUUUGGGCCCGUUUCCUUAGUGACGUGGGAGAGAAGCCCAGAGCAGGAGCUGCCAUGCAAGCAACGCAAGCGAAGAAGGCUGAAGAAGAGAAGAGUGGGAACAAGCUUCAGGAGAAACCAAAAGAGUCUGAGAAGCCAAAAGACUCAGGAAAAGUGACAAUCACCAAAGUGUUUGAUUUCGCUGGUGAGGAAGUCAGAGUGACUAAAGAGGUGGACUCAACCUCCAAAGAAGCUAAAUCUUUUCUGAAGCAGCAAGAGAAACGACAGCCAGCAGCUCCAGCUUCCCUCCCAACAGGCUCUGGGGUGAAGAGGCCAAGUGGUAUGAGCAGCCUCCUGGGCAAGAUUAGCUCCAAAAAGCAGAAGAUGAGCACGCUGGAGAAGUCUAAACUGGACUGGGAGAACUUCAAGGAGGAGGAGGGGAUUGUGGAGGAGCUGGCGAUCCAUAACCGAGGGAAAGAUGGGUACAUCGAGAGGAAAGCCUUCCUGGAGCGUGUGGAUCACAGGCAGUUCGAAAUUGAACGCGACAUCAGACUGAGCAGGAUGAAGCCCUGACCCUGCCAGGGGGUGGCCAGGGGGCACCCUGCUCCCUUCUGUGCCCACACGCUGGCUGGGGGCUGCCAGCAAGCACAGAAACCGUUCUCUACCCAAGCCUCAGCCUGUAUUGUCUCGACCUGCAGGUUUUUCCUUUUACUGUACUAGUUUGGGGUGGGUAUUUGUGGUGGGCAGGGGGACUCUGCGAGGGUUAAACGGCUCAGCAGGUGACAGAAGCCACCCGGCGUGAUUCUGGCAGGCAGCUUGCCAAGGAGACAAGAUGGUGGCACCCAUCCUUUGGGGUGAUCUAGCAGCAGGAGAUGCUGCCAAGGCUGGGAGGGUGCUGGAGCCUGGGGUGAGGCUCAGCUUGUGCAAGCAGAGCUGUGGGGAGGGUUGGUGGCUGCUGUGGGCUGGAACCCUUCUCCCUGCUCUCCGCCAGCCCUGCAGCGCUCCCUGCCCCUCUGCGCCGUGCUCCUGCCUGGACAAAGCCGAACUGUCUGUACUUGUUUGUGGGGUCUGAUGAUGCUGGGGGGAGGUUUUCAACGAGCUGAUGAAGAAAUCCUUCCUUGUUCAUGCUGUCCAGAAGACAGGAGCAGCUGCAGCAGGCAGAAUGGGCCAGGA
Indicator indicator is the source of this 1485-nucleotide messenger RNA. RefSeq names its product craniofacial development protein 1 (gene CFDP1). Bases 1 to 885 code for a protein of 294 amino acids. The transcript is spliced from 7 exons. NCBI's taxonomy places the organism in Eukaryota, Metazoa, Chordata, Aves, Piciformes, Indicatoridae. The record is from RefSeq and is a predicted model, not a curated record.